UUGCCUCAGCCCUUGGAGCUAAUCCUCUUAUCGGAUUACCUCCAUUCACUUAAUCCCCCACACAAACCAGCUCCGUCUCAAGUUACAUACGUACAUAAACUGUCGCAAUAAUCGUAAAGUAAUCACCAUUAUUUACGAAUGGUGAAGUGUCAACGGAUAAUAAUAAUAAUAAUAAUUGAGACAAGGCUUGUUAUUAGUACUUUUUUGGAAAAAUGACGCUACUUUCGAGUAAAUUGUUUCGCCCGUGGGACUUGCCCCAGCAGGAGGAUGGUGUUGUUGAGGGGAAGGAUGAGAAAAGUACUUCGUCACCUGAGACGAGAAAUGUGUUCGUGGAUGAAAGUGAGGUGAAGAAGAAGCGAAGAAAGUGCAGUGAUGAUGAUAACCGAAGUGGUGGUGGUGAUAAGAAUGUGUGUUCACCACGAUCUGUGAUACUGAGUGAGGAGGAGGCCAUGCUGGGGGGACGAGGAUCUUGUCGGGGUGGGAGUGACUGUGACCCUUGGUUGUUGGAUUGCUCUUCGUCGUCUGGGGGAGGUGGUGGAGGACGUCUCCUGUGUCCGGAAUCCUGCUCGUCGCAAUCGCCCCCAACCACCCCCGGACUUUUCCUGCAUCCUUCAGCAAUCAGUGAUUUGGCGAAUUUGUCGCGCCACGAACUCACCGCGAUGGGACUGCUCCCCAGGGACGCGGCGUCCCACAAGGUCAAGAGGCAAAGGCCGAAACGCUUCCAUUGUCCGCAUUGCCAGGUCGCGUUCUCAAAUAAUGGGCAGCUGAGAGGUCAUAUACGAAUUCAUACGGGCGAACGUCCCUUCUCCUGCGAGCAUGACGGGUGUGGGAAAAGUUUUACGAGAAAUGAAGAACUCACGCGACACAGGAGGAUUCAUUCCGGCCUGCGACCCUUUCCGUGCAGCUACUGUGGGAAGAAGUUUGGGAGGAAGGACCACUUGAAGAAGCACACGAGGACGCACCAGCGCCCCAUGUUCUCGGGCGGGAUGAUUGGCUAUGGGAACCCUUUCCAUCCAUUCAACCCUCCUCUGGGUGCGGCCGACUUUCCGGCAUCGCAGGGCUCCUAUGGCCUCCCCUCCUUCGUGCUCAAUAUCCCUCCACCCUUCCACUUCUCGUGAGGAGCAGCCCUCCCUCCAUGAUCCAGCACCCUUCGUACCGUAUAAAGUAGAUCUGUACACACCUCAUGUAAAGUAUUUUGUACAUAGGAGAAGAUCCUUAAUCAGUUCGGUUUUUGUAAUG
Folsomia candida is the source of this 1239-nucleotide messenger RNA. RefSeq names its product Krueppel-like factor 14. Lineage: Eukaryota; Metazoa; Arthropoda; Collembola; Entomobryomorpha; Isotomidae. The transcript has 3 exons. Gene Ontology annotation, biological process: regulation of transcription by RNA polymerase II. Gene Ontology annotation, molecular function: DNA-binding transcription factor activity, RNA polymerase II-specific; RNA polymerase II cis-regulatory region sequence-specific DNA binding. Bases 213 to 1118 code for a protein of 301 amino acids. The record is from RefSeq and is a predicted model, not a curated record.